This is a messenger RNA of Labrus mixtus (cuckoo wrasse), 4137 nucleotides long. It is a transcript of the gene dennd2c, whose product is annotated as DENN/MADD domain containing 2C. The coding region runs from base 555 to 3371 and encodes 938 amino acids. The transcript has 19 exons. NCBI's taxonomy places the organism in Eukaryota, Metazoa, Chordata, Actinopteri, Labriformes, Labridae. The record is from RefSeq and is a predicted model, not a curated record.
GACCCCAGAGUCCAGAGGAGGAGGGCGAGGAGUGUGCUGCUUUACUUUUCUGCAGUCUUUGCCCUCUUUCUUUGUUGUUGUGUUUUCUUAUAAGAACAAGGAGAAGUUUAUAAGGCCUGAUAAAAGUUUAUGUUGUUGUGAUUAUGAAAUGACCGUGCCGGUAAACGGACUGUGGAUUUCAACACACGCACAGGGACGUUUUUCAAACCGCCUACGUUAACCUCUGCAGAUUCUUUUUGAACGAUGAAGGCGACUGGAAACAGAUUUUAUCUGCGGAUUUAUUUUAUCAGGAGAAAAUGAAGACAGCACAUGUACUUAACUCAUCAAAACACGACAAGUUGUUUACAAAAGGAGACAUGGGGGAAAUGACACUCUGCUAGCACAAGAAGGGGGAUAAAGAGUUUGGACCAUACACUUUGGGGCCCUCUGUUUUCACUUAUCAUUUCUGGAUUAAUUGAGAACAGAUCAGGAACAUCUUUCCUGUCCAACUUUAUGAGGAAAUUCCUGAUGCAUUCAUCAAUGGAGAACUGAGGGUGAGCUGACCCCCUCUCAGCAUGCUGGCUCUGAGGCUGGAGCAAGGCAAGCGAGGGGGUGGUGAGGUCGAUCGCCUGCAGAAAGGGGCCACUGUGGCUUGGCAGUCGGGGAGGCCCUGUUCUAAAGAGCGCCGCGUUAACAUCAGGGAGAAGAUCUCCCAGUGGGAAGGUCGCAGUCAGCAGGACAGCAGCCAGGAUGCCGGGGUCAAAGUACACCCUCCAACUGUAUCCCGGAGUCUGUCUGGAGAUGUGCUGGGCAACGGGUGCUCCAGUGAGGGAUCAAGAGGGGGGCCUCACGCUAAAGCUAGCCUCUCAAAAGCUAAGAGCCUAGAUUUUCGAGAAUCCCCAUCCCCAGCUGGACAGACUGCUGUUGGUAGAAGGUCAGAGCCUUUGCAGAAAUACUCAACAGAACUUUCAACCCCAGGAAACAAACCACUAGCAUCACAAAAAGAAAUGGGGUCUCCCAAAGUGGGGGCUUACACCCCGAACUCUACAGAUAAACAGAUCUACUCUGCUUAUGGCGACCGAAAAACACAGCGUAUCUUGGACUUUGAAGUAGUUCCUAAACCUCUACCUCUAUCAACUGAUGACCAAGACGACAACAUGCCCGCCGGAAACUUCUACACCUCUCGGGGUUUCUGGCGCAAGCUCGAGGGCGACAGACUGCUCUGGGAGAAAGGCAGGGGGUCUUCAGGUGAUCCUGAGCCUCCUCCCAAACCUCAGCGGACAUUCCAGUAUCAGGGAUCCAAAAACAACAAAACCAACACGGAGCACACAAUACGCUGGAACAACAGAUCCCCCAAUAACAACCACUCCAACGUGAGGGGCAGGAGCAGGAGGGUAGCUCAACCACCCAGCUUCCCACCACCUCCGUGUCCAGGAGCAACGACCAACGGGCUUUCAAGGCAUAAAAAGAACAGGAAGUCUUUUGAGUACGAGGAUGCUGCGCGCCUCACGGCGAAGCAAGGCACGCAGGGAGAAGACGACAGGCGCUCAGGCCUUUACCAUGCUUACUCUGAUGACAAUAUCUAUGAGGACAUCGUUUGUGAAGGGACCAGAGAUAACCCCUAUGAGGAUGUCAAGCUGUCUCCAUCGUGUCUCCCUAUUUCAAGGCCUCAGCGCCCUAAGCUGCCUCCUAAACCCCAAACAUUGCACGGAUACUCUGGAAAAGUGGAGAGGAAGAAGUUCCAGACCAUCGCAGCGUCUAAAUCCUCGACCUUCGUAGAAACCCCGAAACCAGCUUCAGCCCGGCGCUCGAGCACUCAGAAAACACAGCGGACGCCUCAGUACGUCAACAAGAUCGAGACCAUCUUUGACGACAAGCGAGGGAGGAAGAGAGUCAAGAACCAGGGCUUAGCAGUGCGAGAAGAGACCAGCGGGACAGAGAGCGAUCCAGAGGACAACACUAAAGCAGGCUCCAGAAGAUCAGUUUACAGACAGUCUACACUGAAACGCCGACCAGGGUACCGCACCCUGGAGAGAGACCUGAUCCAGCUGCAACAGCAGCAGCUCUUCCAGAUCUUUGUGGUCGUGUCGCUAAGAAAAGGCUCCACGGGAAACACCUACUCUCCUGAAAUCACGCAGCAGUUCCCCAAAAUGUUUGAAAAGUCAUCCCGGCUGUCCAGAGAGGCAGAGGAUCAGCUGAAGGUUAUCCCCAAGUUCUGCUUCCCCGACUCCGAGGACUGGAAACCGUCUGCACACAUGCCAAGUGAAACCUUUUCCUUCGUCCUGACCGGAGAGGACGGCAGCCGCUGGUUCUGUUACUGCCGUAAGAUCUUGCCCAGUGGAAAAGGCAAGAGGCUCCCUGAGGUGCACUGCAUUGUCAGCAAACUGGGCUGUUUCAACCUGUUUGCCAAGAUUUUGGAGGAGGUGGAGCGGCGCAGGGAGAUUUCCCCAGCACUGGUUUAUCCUUUUAUGCGUAGCGUGAUGGAGGCCCCGUUUCCAGCCCCUGGACGCACAGUCACAGUGAAGAGCUUCCUCCCCGGCUCCGGGAAUGAGGUUUUGACUCUGUGUCGGCCGGUGGACUCCAGGCUGGAGCACGUGGACUUUGACAGCCUGCUGCAGUGUCUCAGUGUCGGGAAACUCCUGCAGGUGUUUGCCUCCAUCCUGCUCGAGAGGAGGGUCAUCUUCAUCGCUGACAAACUCAGCGUGUUGUCUCGGUGUGGCCAUGCAGUGCUGGCGCUGCUCUACCCCUUCACCUGGCAGCACACCUUUGUACCUGUGCUCCCAGCCAGCAUGCUGGACAUCAGCUGCUCCCCCACCCCGUUCCUCAUCGGGGUGCUGGCCCCCUGCCUGCCAGAGCUGCUGGAGCUGCCCAUCGAGGAGGUGCUCAUAGUGGAUCUGUGUGCAGACAAGUUUGUCAUUCAGCUUGGUGAUGAGGACUGCAUCCUGCCCAGUAAGCUGCAGGCGGCGCUGCUGCAGAUCCUGGAGGAGAGGGAAGAGAUCCUGAGACAGGAGGAUGGAGACAGAGGUGGAGAUCAUCAGGCCGACCUGAGCUCUUUGGUGUCCGAGGGUUUCGUGCGGUUAUUCGUGGAGCUGGUGGGCCACUAUCCUCUCCACAUGGUCGAGUCCUCCAACGGGAGCAGGGAGCUACAGCGCGACAGCUUCCGCAAAUCUCACCCCUCCCGUGGAGUCCGCCAGUUCCUGCAGCUCUUCAUGGAAACUCAGAUGUUUGCAGGAUUCAUUCAGGACAAAGAGCUGCGCAAGGGCGUGGGCAGAGGUCUCUUUGAGUUCAGAGUGGCCGAGUAUAUGGAUACGUACCCUGAGCCAGAGCCGAGCGGUGUGAACAAGUUUCUAAAAGGACUGGGAAACAAGAUGAAGCUCCUACAAAUUAAAUGAAACUCUCCCCAGCUUUUAAAAGACUUUGUAAUUAAAAACAGAAUACCUGCUGCUGCUGGACUCGUUGAGGAAAUGAAUGUGGGUGAGAGGCCGGCGUCCGGAUGUGAACAGGACAGCGAGGAGCGGACCCGCCUCAUCUUUGAGUCAUGUUUUAAAAGAAAUGCACUUCUUAUCGGACCAGAACUGGAAACUAUCAUUGAGGUGUAUUCCCGUCACUGAAGCCUUCAGAAGGAGUCUGCAAAAGUACAAGAAGACAUUCCUUAACCUCAGCCUGAUCAACCAGUGGACGUAAAGGUUCUUAGUAUAGAAACAUGUUUACAUGCAUGGCUCGACGUUUACACCAUCUCCUUCACCACGUGUGCAUUUUUAGUGCAAAAGCAAGUUUGCCACAUUUCAAAUGUGUAAAUACUUUUAAAGAAUAAUGUGCAUUGUUCCAACCUGACGCCUGUUUUUACAUUUUAAUGUAAAAUGUAUCAUUCCUCAGCACAAACUGUACAAAUGUUUUGUUUACCGUUUUUAUUGAAACAUUCUUUGUGUUUGAAUUCUCAGAUAAACCUCUUCAGUCAAAAUAAGAAUUUAGAUUUGGAGAAGAAAGGCUAUCAUCCUUGUGUUUGUGACUUUCUCCGAGUUAACUCGAGUUGUUGAUACUUUUUUUAUGUUUUGCACAAUUUUGAGAACCAGUGUACAGUAUUCGGAGUAUUUUUAUACUAAAGCAUGAUAUGUCCUACAAACGCUACUUUUUAAAUAAAGGGCUCCAAAGGACAGU